GCAGUUUGUAUUCUCUAGAUAUAAGUAUAUAUUUCAAUUUUAAACAUGUCAUACAGGCUUAAUGAUGCUGACCAUGAACAGAUUGAGUUUCUUCAGCAACAAGUGCGUAGAUUGACUGCUGUUGUUCAGGAAUAUCAAAGAAGGUACCUUCCAAUAGAUGAGAGAUUAGUUGAACCGUCUCCAUUACUACCAUGGAUAACAGAUUCAAGCAUGUUAUCCCCUUUGUUGGUGGAAUAUGAUGAAAAUAUUAAAGCAUUAAAAGAGCAAGUUCACCACUAUAAGGUAGAGUAUGAUGUAUUACGAGAAAAGUCAAUAAAAAUUGUGGAGGAAAAUGAAAGGCUGCAUGAGAAGCUUCGAAACACUGUCGAGCAUCAAUUAGAUGCCAUGCACCAAUCUAAUGAUGAACGCAUUCAGCGAUUGCAACAUGAAAUGAAACAACUGAGAAAGGAGAAAGAGGAUCUCACAAUUUCGAAUGAUGAUAUAUCAAAAAAUUUACUAACGAUGAAAAAUCAGCUAAAUAACAAAGGUCGACAGAUGGAAAUUUUAUCUUCUGAAAUCGAUAGUUUACAGGAUGAUUUGAGUAAAGCUAGAUCUUUUGCAGAAAACACACAACUUGCUAAUAAAAAAUUAAAAGAGGAACAAGAACAUUUUCUUAAGACAGCACAAGCACAGGACAAUGAGUUGGAUAACAUGCGUAUGCAAAAUAGAAAGUUAAAUGGAGAGUUAAAGACAAUGAAGACUUUAUCCUGUGAACUUCAAUCGCAUAAUAGCAAACUAAAAGAGCAAUUAAAAUUACUGGACAAGGGCGCUUCAUCGGCUGAAACAAUCCCGUCAGCAGAAGGUACAAUAAGACAGCUGAGAACAGAAAUUGUAGAGUUGGAUAGCAGGGUGGUGUCAUACUCUAAAGAGCUUUAUAAAUUACGCAUGGAGAAAGCGGAUUUAGAAGAACAGUUGUCUGCUUUGAAGAAAAAAAACAAUUUAAUUGAAGAGAAUGAAUAUCAAGCAAUUUUACGUGUACGCGACAGUGUUCAACUUGUGGAAAAUGCUCUUCUUGAACGAGAACAGGCUAUCGUUCAAGAGCAACAGAAAUCUGUGGAAGUAUCGCGCUUGCAAGAGGCGAUGACUAAUCUUGUCCAGAAGGCAGAGAAGCAGAAGAUGGAAGAAAUUUCAGACAUACAAGCACAUUGUAACAAGCAGUUACAUCAAAUGAGUGAAGAUUUACAUGCUCAUGAAAUUGAUGAAGCGGAAAUGCAAGUGUUAAUUUCGAAAUUACAAAGAGAAAAGAUAGCUUUGGAACAAGAGCUUAAAAAGGUGUAUGAAGAAGCUCCUACUGAAGCUUUAAAAGCUGGAUUAACAUUAGAUGAAAUGCAAAAGAAAUUGGCCAGAGUCGAGCUGGGAAAGGAUGAAGCUCUUUUGCAGAUUGAUAAAAUGCAAAUCCACUUGCGUAGAAACCAGACCAGAUGGGAAAGUGAUAAAAAUAUUUUAUUAAAUCAAGUAACUGACUACAAAAAGCAAAUAACGAAAUUAAAAGCUGACUUAGAGGACGUGUCGCAGUCAAGAAUUCAGCUCCUUGAUGAGGUGAAUUCACUCAAAAAGUCUCUGCAAGCCAAAAGUGAGGGCUUGGCCACUCUCGAUAUGUCUUGCACUUCCCAGGUCACAAAACUGCAACAAACGAUGGAGAUAAAAGAGAAAGAAUUUGAAGCACAACUUCGUUCUGUGGAAGAUGUUAACAGAUCAGCAAUGAAUGAACUUCGUUCUAUGUUGACGCUCCAACAGAAAAAUGGCGCGAAGUGGAGAGACGAGUCACGGACGCUGUGCCAGAAAUUCGAAAGAACGAUUUCGCAACUCAGGGUUGAGAAUGAAGAGUUAAAAAACAAAAACGAGCUUAUUAUUUCUGAUUUUGAUGUUUUGCAGGAAAAAUAUGAUAAGCUAAAUAAAGAGAACUAUAUGAAGCAAGUAAGUUACGACAAACUACAAAGAUUAUCUGCUGAUUCAGAGGAGCAGGCAGAAGCGGCAAAAGCACAGGUAAUGACUUUAUUGAACAGAGAGAAACAGCUACUUGGUGACAGGAAAUCUUUGAAUAAAGAAGUGGACAAGUUAAGGAUGGAGUUAUCUCGCCCUAAUAGAACACGCACAAUGGAAAAGCAGUGGGAUCAUUUUGUUGAUAAAUAUGAAUAAGUUGAACAUUAGCAACAUCAGUUAAAAAUAAGUGAAAAUGGUACCAACCACCUCUCCUACACGGUGCUUCUACUGUGUCAGAAAAGUCAGGCAUGUGGGUCAGGGAGAUAAAUUUUCUGGAGAGGUCGCAUAAAUGGCCAUUUUUUAUUAAUGGAGGACAAUGCAAAAAAUUAACGGUUGAAAACACAAGACAACAUUUUGCCUCUCUUAUCGUUGGCCAUUUUAUAAUGGAUUACAUAAUGAAUUCUGACAAGCAGGAAUUGUUAGCUUAAAGUAACCACAGGGACUCUCUGCCUAAAAGUGCUUGGGGACUAAAAAGUUUGUUCUAGGUAGCAGGAAGGUCUGGAUAAAGCGAGGAUAGUGGGAGAGACCGGUAGCAGACUAAAUCAUUUGUUUGCAGUAAGAAAACAUUCCACCAUAUACCAGAAUUCAUUUACUUUCGUGAAUUUUAUUUUUAGUAUUUAAUAACACUGACGUUACACUUUCAGGCUUUUCUGGAUGUUUAUCUCCCAACUUCAACUACUCUUGUUUCUUGUUACACUUUCAGGCUUUUCUGGAUGUUUAUCUCCCAACUUCAACUACUUUUGUUUCUUGUUACGAAGCAUUUUGAUUAAUUGUAGUAUGGCUACUGAAUAACUUAAUCCUUUCUUUGAUUUCCAUUUAAAUAUUCAAAUGCUUAUGAACAGGCAUAAAGUGUUUAAGCUUUAAAAAAAUCCCUCAAUUUCAAAAGUGAAGAGAAACCAUCUUACGAAGCAAGUCUGCCGAGAUCUUACUUGCAAUAGCGAUAUGCAAUCCAUCCCUGCAAGUUGGACGGUUGACUACCUGUUCUCAAUUCCAUAAAUUGAGAACGGGAAUUCGAGCUAAGAAAUUUCAAUCUAUAGCGUAGAUAAGAAAAAAUCCUGGGAACAUAGAAAUAAUAAAAUAACUUUCUUUAUUUGUUCCAAAUCUGUUGAGCUGUGCUGUUAUGCAAAUAACUGAUUUUGGUUAUUUUUAUUUCAUUUUACUUGUAUAUACAAAUUGAUGUGAGUAGAAAAUAUAUUUAUUUUUGAUGU
Hydractinia symbiolongicarpus is the source of this 3230-nucleotide messenger RNA. RefSeq names its product sodium channel and clathrin linker 1-like. Gene Ontology annotation, biological process: centrosome cycle; clustering of voltage-gated sodium channels; cilium assembly. Gene Ontology annotation, cellular component: centriole; centrosome. The record is from RefSeq and is a predicted model, not a curated record. Lineage: Eukaryota; Metazoa; Cnidaria; Hydrozoa; Anthoathecata; Hydractiniidae. Bases 46 to 2178 code for a protein of 710 amino acids. The transcript is spliced from 26 exons.